This is a messenger RNA of Scophthalmus maximus (turbot), 667 nucleotides long. It is a transcript of the gene msmp2, whose product is annotated as microseminoprotein, prostate associated 2. The record is from RefSeq and is a predicted model, not a curated record. Lineage: Eukaryota; Metazoa; Chordata; Actinopteri; Pleuronectiformes; Scophthalmidae. Bases 87 to 569 code for a protein of 160 amino acids. The transcript is spliced from 4 exons.
GUGCAUCAGCUUAAGAGUGGCACUGGAGAGGGAAUGCAGUGAGCCAGAGGUGGAGAAGAGGGCUCAGAGAAAACACAAGGGGGUGAAUGAAAGCAAGAAGCAUAGAAAGAGAAGAACUGAAAGAAGAUCAGAGGGGUUUUUUUCUUAUUCAACAUAGUGGAAACUUCAUAUUAGAAAUGGCAAACACAGCAGGAGGAGAACUCAUGACUUUGCUCUUGUUCCUGAGUGCCAGCGUGCCAUGUUUUUCUGUGUAUAACAGUGGGGAGUGCUUCUUCAACACUAAAGGGAGCUGUGAAUAUAUGGGACAGGUGUAUGGGAUUGGAGAAAGCUGGAUAACCAGUGACUGUUACCAGUGUGUCUGCAUGGAACCUUUCGGAGUAGGAUGCUGUGACCAUAGGUCUAAUCCUGUGGAUUAUCCAGACUGGUGUCAGAUCAUCCGUAAACCUGACUCUUGCACGAGUGUUGCAGUGAUGAGAGCCAAUCACAAACUACCAUGUCUUUGGGGACGAGGACGUCUCAGACCAGCUGCAGGUCAGCCAUGGAAAUCUGACAAUGAUCCUAUAUUUUGAGUUGAGUUAUAAAAAAAAAAUCAUAUAUGUACAAGGAAUAUAGCAAUGAGUGAUUUGUAUUUUGAAUUCAACAAAUAAAGACCACACAUUUGAUUUCA